CAGCGAGGAGCAAGGAGAAAACAGACACAGCAAACGGGGAAAGCGUGGUUUUAUUUCGGUUUUAACGAUUGUAGUAAAUCUAAUUUAUUACUUUUUAAGUUUUUGAAAACGUCUGCUGUUGUUAGUUUUCGAACCCGUUCCGUUUUGCUAUGUGGGAAGACGAGAGGUAGCUAGUUGUUUUUCAACUUUUUUCAAAGGAAAAAAACGCAAGACAGCAAAGCACUCUUUGCUAUCACACUCAUUUUGUCGCGCUGUGGUGAUUAGGGAUAAGUUCAAGACGUCGGUCGUUUCCAGGUGUGGGGGUAACGGAGGUUAGGUGCAGAGAAGCAAGGAAGACUGGGGUACGUGUUCAGGUUCGGACUAGCUGGCAGUCCACAUCUUUGCCUCCGUGCCCUUCCCCUCCCCUCUCUCUCCGUGCGCGCUCAGUGGUCAAGGAUGCUAGCAUGCCCUCUUUGACUAUCUCCCACCUUCUCUUCAUCUGGCUGGGUGUCCAGAGGCUGGUCCUCGGCGCCGAGCGCAUUUCGGCCCGAGAGCGCUUCAAGGUGGUCAUCGCUCCUCUAAUCUGCAAGAGAACGUGCCUGAAGGGGCAGUGCCAGGACACCUGCGAGCAGGGCAAUAACACCACACUCAUCAGCGAGAACGGCCAGUCCGCAGACACGCUCACGGGGCCCGGCUUCAGAGUAGUGGUGUGCCCUCUGACCUGCAUGAACGGGGGCGUGUGCAGCACCCGCACGCACUGCCUCUGCCCCCCCGGCUUCACGGGCCGGCUGUGCCAGUUCCCACUGCGCCCCCUGACGGAGAGCCAGGCGGCGCGGGGCAACAAGCAGCCCGUCUACGCCCUGCAGGUGGGCCCCGAGGCCGUGGGUCUAGCCGAGCAGACAGGUGCCGCCAGCCAGCUGGCCCAGACGCACUCCGUCUUCACCCUCCCACUGACGCAAGGGGGUGGGCAUCACUCCUCCGAAGUGCAGUUUAAGGUGCGUGUCCACCACGCCCCAGAUACCUCCGUUGUCAUCCACCCCAUGGACCAAUCAGAGGCCAAACCUCCACAUAAGACAGUUCCCCGCCUCCUGCCUCAGACCCACAAGCCCCGGGGGCGAUGCUUCCAGGAGACCACGCCCAAGCAGGCUUGUAGCAGUAACCCCCUCCCUGGAUUGACCAAUCAGGAGGACUGCUGUGGCAGUGUGGGAAACUCCUGGGGACAGAACAAAUGCCACAAGUGUCCCAAGCUGCCACUGGCUGGAGUUCACAAGUCAUCCAUCAUCAAGGACCAUGGUUCUACUUGCCCACAGGGCUAUAAGAGACUGAACAGCACGCACUGCCACGACAUCAAUGAGUGCACCAUGCAGGGUGUGUGCCAGAAUGGGGAGUGUCUGAACACACAGGGCAGCUUCCUGUGCGCCUGUAAGCCUGGCUUCAUCCUGGACCGCACGCGGUGUGUGGCAGAGCCCUCGGGGGAGCUGGGGCCCUGCUUUCGCAUGGUGGGGCAGGGGGGGCAGUGUGAGCACGCCCUGCCCACCCAGCUGUCCCAGGAGAUGUGCUGCUGCACCGUGGGCAAGGCCUGGGGCAGUGGGUGCGAGAGGUGCCCUCAGGAUGGAACAGCUUCCUUCAGCAAAAUCUGUCCUGCUGGGAAGGGUUACAUCUUCCAGAGCUACAGAGGAACCCUCUCCAUCCAACCCCAAACCCUGCAGCUCCACCCCGCCGUGGACCAGGAACCCCGUGUCCCAAAGACAGACACCACCAACGAGCAGCAAGAGGUCAAGUUUCCACCAAUGGAGCCCGAGGUGACCACACCCAUGCAGCUCUCUACCACCAGCACCCACAGGCCCCAGAUGCCAGUGAUUGUGGCCAAACCCACCCCUCCCCCCAUCGUGAAGGUCCCACCUGAGAGGGAUGUAAACAGCCCCCUGGAAGGGAUGCAGACACAGCCGCCACAGGUGGACGAGUGCAGGCAGAACAGGAACCUCUGUGGGCACGGAGAGUGCAUCAGCAUGGUGGGCGGCUUCAGCUGCCACUGCAACCCUGGGUACCGCCCUCACCCACAGGGCAAGAGCUGCGUGGAUGAUAAUGAAUGUGACAGGGACCCUUGUGGGCCAGGGAGGGGCAUCUGCAUCAACACCAUGGGGUCCUACAGGUGUCACUGUAACCAUGGAUACAAACUCCAGUAUGGAAAGCUCACGUGUGUAGAUGUGAAUGAGUGCGCCAAGCCCCGCGCCUGCGGAGAAGGGGGGCGGUGUGUCAACCUGCCGGGGACGUACAGGUGCGAGUGCUAUGAAGGCUACAGGAGCAAGACACUUCGCCAACAGGCUUGUGAAGACAUUGAUGAGUGUCUAGACCCCAGCAGCUGCCCUAAUCAGCAGUGUGAAAACACACCUGGUUCCUACCAGUGCACACCUUGUCAGUCCGGCUACCACGCCCAGGGUGGCAUCUGCUAUGACGUGGACGAGUGCCUGCGGAGGGGCGUGUGCCCCAACGGACGCUGUGAGAACCUCCAGGGCUCCUACCGUUGCCUGUGCAGGGAGGGCUUUGAACCCGAGUCCGAUGGAAAGGGCUGUAGAGACAUUGAUGAGUGUGAGGACGAUAGACUGUGUUCCAGCGGGCGCUGUGUGAACACUGAGGGCUCCUUCCACUGCGAUUGCUACCCGGGGUACCAGCCCACCCGUGAGGGUAGCCACUGUGAAGAUAUAGACGAGUGUGACAGACCUGUGAACUGCCAAAGGGGGCGCUGUGUGAACAUGAUGGGGUCCUAUAGGUGUGAGUGCCAGAAGGGCUUCCAUCUGGUCAACGGGAGGCGGUGCCAAGACAUUGACGAGUGUGCCAGGGACAGGAACCUGUGCCAGCCCUAUGGAGUGUGCGAGAACACGCCAGGCGGCUACGUCUGCGUCUGCAAGGAGGGCUUCAUCACCUCAGAGGACAGCCACAGUUGCGAGGAGGUUGAGAUGGACAUGGAAGACAAGAAGGAGUGUUACCUGAACCUGGAUGACACAGUGUUCUGUGACAGUGUCCUGGCCACCAACAUCACUAAGCAGGAGUGCUGCUGCUCCAUUGGCGUGGGCUGGGGCGACCAGUGUGAGAUCUACCCCUGCCCCGUCUACAACUCCGUGGAAUUCCUCUCUCUGUGUCCGAUCGGCAGAGGCUUCUACAAUGAACAGAGCUUGACCGUUCGUCGUGACAUAGAUGAGUGUGUUCUCUUUGCGGAUGAGAUCUGUAAGGAGGGCCGCUGCAUGAACACUGAGCCAGGGUACGAGUGCUACUGCCAGCAGGGCUUCUACUAUGACAGCAACCUGCUCCAGUGCAUCGAUGUGGAUGAAUGCCACGAUGAGUCUCUCUGUGCCAAUGGGCGCUGCGUGAACACAAGAGGCUCGUUCUACUGCACCUGCAACCCCCCCUGGAUCCCUGACGCCUCCAAAAAGAACUGCGUGGUCCCUGCUGUUGCAGCUGUGGACGAAUGCCAGGACCCUGCCAACUGUAAAAACGGGCACUGUGUGGACACCCUGGAGUCCUACUACUGCAUCUGCACCCCUCCCUGGACUCUGGCCACUGAUGGCACCAGCUGCAUUCCUCCAGAGGAACAGGGAGACCACACAGCUGCUCAUAAGGACGUGUGCUUCCUGCACGUGGACGAGGACCGGAUCUGCAAUUCGCCUCAGAGCCGGCUAGUGGUGACAUACGUCGAGUGCUGCUGCCGCUACGGCCGCGGCUGGGGUCCCGCAUGUCACCCUUGCCCUCCAAGGAACUCAGACAUGUUCAACCGUCUGUGCGGACUGCACCUGAACACAGAGUCAGACGGAGAUGGCGACUUUCUACAAGCAUUUUCCCACUAUAACACAGAGGGGGAGAGCUCAGAGGAGGACUCGGACGAGUGCAGCUGUGCUAAUGGCCGCUGUGUGCGGUCGUACCUGGGCACCAUGUGUGAGUGUAACCCGGGCUUCCGGUUGGACCACUCACGGACUCGCUGCAUAGAUAUUGAUGAAUGUGCUGAGCCAGGCAUUCGCCCAAACUCCUGCAAAAACGCGCGCUGCUUCAACACCGCAGGCUCCUUCAAGUGCGUCUGCAAGCAGGGCUUCAUCCCCACGAGGAGGCCCAAUAUCUGCGUCCGUCCACGAGCCGCAUAACCCCCUCCCACAGCUCUCUCUGCUCCUCUCUCGUCCCACCCAUUCUUCUCUCUCCUGUCCUUUUCUCU
Megalops cyprinoides (Indo-Pacific tarpon) is the source of this 4180-nucleotide messenger RNA. RefSeq names its product latent-transforming growth factor beta-binding protein 3-like. Bases 444 to 4112 code for a protein of 1222 amino acids. Gene Ontology annotation, biological process: supramolecular fiber organization. Lineage: Eukaryota; Metazoa; Chordata; Actinopteri; Elopiformes; Megalopidae. The transcript has 28 exons. The record is from RefSeq and is a predicted model, not a curated record. Gene Ontology annotation, molecular function: calcium ion binding; microfibril binding.